Hydatigera taeniaeformis is the source of this 300-nucleotide messenger RNA. Lineage: Eukaryota; Metazoa; Platyhelminthes; Cestoda; Cyclophyllidea; Taeniidae. The record is from the annotation of a GenBank genome assembly.
AUGAAGAAGGCAGACGCGAAUUUAGUGCUAAACGUUCACGCUACUCGCGCAGCCGAAGCCGUAGCCACAGCUCCUCUCGAUCCUACAGUUGCAGUCGGUCAAGGUCCUCUGAUAGCUACCGCCGACGCAGACGCCAUCGUAAGCGAAGGCAUGGGAGCCGAAGUGGUAGUCACUCUGGUAGCUCGCACACUUCGCGAUCCUAUUCCAGAUCGAGUUUGGAUUGUUGGCGAAAAAGUAAAAGGCCUCACCUUUCAUGUCUGCGACAUCUGUGACAAGCCCAUUGUUGUGUAUGGACGUUUG